This is a messenger RNA of Cydia pomonella (codling moth), 5481 nucleotides long. RefSeq lists its product as uncharacterized. NCBI's taxonomy places the organism in Eukaryota, Metazoa, Arthropoda, Insecta, Lepidoptera, Tortricidae. The transcript has a single exon. The record is from RefSeq and is a predicted model, not a curated record. Bases 505 to 4590 code for a protein of 1361 amino acids.
AUUUUCCUCAUUGUUAAACAAAGGUUGGAAUACCUUUUGUUCGUUAAUAAUUAACAUAAUUCUAAUAAAUUGCAUUUCAGAGUGUUCUAGUUUUUUGGCAUCGCUUCGUUGUGAGUGUGAACUGUAUAUAACAACGUACUUAAAUAGUGAUAUUUCACGUGUUCUAGUGCAUUCCGAUAUCCGCGCUGUUGGGCUGGCGCCUGGCUGGCUCGGACACCGCGCGCUCGCUGCGAGCUGUUGCUACGCGCUUGCACCGCUUGACUUUUUGCAGUUUUUACGCGCACCCUCACUCCGCUGCUUUUGUAUUAAUUUAAGUAAUCGUUUCAAAUCUUUAUUUUUGAACUUAAUUGCAUUGCAACUGUUGUUUUUCUAGCAACUCAUUUCAUCGCAUUGGUUCGUAUAAAUUACAUUUUAGCUAUAAACAAGCUGUCAGUGCCAACUUACACUGACACAUAUACUCAAUUAAUUAACUCAUUAUUUUGCCUUUAAUUUAUAAUUUUUAAAAUGGUUGAUAUUAAACCUUUAAUUAAAAGGCGUGCCUCAUUCAAAGCUAAGCUUACGCUGUUUGAAAGCCAUCUAACAACUGUCGAAAGUUGUGAUCGCUUGAGUAGAUUGCAAAUUUCUGAAUUAAAUCACCGUUUAUCAAAAAUUGAAGAAAUAUAUUCAGAAUUUGACUCCGUUCAGUGUGAUAUAGAGAACGAAUUGGAAAUUCCAGAUGAGCAGUAUAAAGAACGCGAGGCUUUCGAGAGCAAGUACUUCGGGCUCGUCGCGCGCGCGCGCGAGCUGCUGGCGGCGGCCGCGCCGGCGCCGGGCGCCUCUGCGGGCGGCCACGGCUCGGAGACAGGUUCUUGUGUUACUGCGAUUGGAGGUGGGACAAAACUUAAACUUCCUACUAUAGAUAUGCCUAGCUUCUCGGGCCAGUAUCAUGACUGGUUGGAGUUCCGUGACACAUUUAGUAGUCUCAUACAUUCAAAUGAUUCAAUUCCAAACAUUAAUAAAUUUCAUUACUUGCGCGCCGCGCUAAAGGGUAGUGCCGCGGUAGUGAUUCAAUCUUUAGAUUUUUCCAGCGAUAAUUAUACAUCAGCUUGGGAACUACUUUGCGAUCGUUAUAAUAAUAAAAGAUCUUUAGUGAACAAUCAUGUUCAGGCAAUUUUUAACAUAGAACAAUUGUCAAAAGAAUUGUCUAGAUCAAUAAGAAACCUUAUUGACACGAUAAAUAAAAACUUAAGAGCACUCAAAUCACUUGAUCUCCCUACUGAGCAUUGGGAUGUUCUCAUAAUUCAAAUAAUAUCAAGCAAAUUAGAUACAACUACACAUCAUAAAUGGGAAUCGUAUAGGAAUAAAUUAAAGGAGCUCCCUACACUUCAAAUGUUUAACGAUUUCCUUAAAGAUCGGGCUGACUUACUAGAAUCAACUGAAAUCUCUAAUAUAAAACGUCGGUCUAGCGACACUACGCACAGUCGACAGAAGGCGUUGACAGCUAAUACCUAUUCCCCCACUACUUCUCGCAAGUAUGCUUGUCCGUUUUGCAAUCAAGACCACGCACUGUAUCUAUGUCCUAAGUUUAAAACAUUAAAAUUACAAGCUCGCGUUGAUAAAGCUAAGGCACUCAAGGUUUGCUUAAACUGUUUACGCGUGGGCCACAAUGAAAAAACGUGUAGGCUGAAUUCGUGUCGCACAUGUGGAUUACAGCGCAAUAGUCUGUUGCAUGAACAUACAACUCCUGCGCCUUCGCCUUCGUCAAAUGACGUCGCGCUGCAUUCUUUGCCGCAGCCUGACGACGAUGAACAAUUUUCUAGUCCAGUUCAAGAAAUUUCUAUGUCAGCCGUAAAUAAUAAGAGCAUGCUACUGUCAACGGUCUUAAUUCAAGUGACAGACCACAGUGGUAAAAAACAAACAAUACGAGCGUUACUCGAUAAUGGUUCAACCGCGAGUUACGUUACUGAAAGUUUAUGCGCAAAAUUAAACUUACCUACUUCUUCAGCUCCGACAAUAGUCGACGGAUUAAAUUAUCAAACAUCACAUUUGUCAAAAAGUUGCGACGUACUUAUAUCGUCAUUACUCAAUGACUAUCAUGAAAAGGUGCCCUGUUUAGUAGCAUCACGUAUAACUCAACCGUUGCCAGUGUCUCGAAUUGACCGUACAACGUUAAACAUACCGCCACACAUUAGGUUGGCAGAUCCCACAUUUGAUGUACCUGCUCCAGUAGACAUGCUACUUGGAUCAGGAAUAUUUUGGUCAGUACUUGGUACUCAUAAAAUUCCAUUAGGUAAAAAUAAACCAACUUUAUGGGAAACCAAAUUGGGUUUCUUAGUUACAGUUUCAUCAGAACAAAGGUUACCAUCAAAAUUUAAUACAGUCCAUUGCAACCAUAACAUUAAUUUACACUUACAACAUUCUGAUAAACAGUUAAAUGAUCAAAUUUCUCAAUUCUUUGAAUUAGAAUCAGUUGCAACGCGUAAACAAAUUUCCAAAGAUGAGCAGGAAUGUGAACAGAGUUUUAUAGAUAAUACCACUCGGCUUCCUGACGGUCGUUUCGAAGUGACGAUCCCAUUAAAGGAGACGCCAGAUAAACUUGGCGACUCUUAUGAACGAGCUCUGUCCAGGUUCAUCUCGUUGGAGCGUCGAUUCAAACGUGAACCACAUUUUAAAGAGCAAUAUUGUAAAUUCAUUAAAGAAUAUAUUGCAUUAAAACACAUGUCAUUAAAUGAAAACCCCGAAAAUGAUACUCAUUCGUACUUAUUUGCCCACCAUGGGAUUUUGCGCGAGUCUAGUUUAUCUACGAAAUUGAGGGUCGUCUUCGACGGAUCUAUGGCAACGACAUCCGGCGUAUCCUUCAAUCAAAUUCAAUUGGUCGGUCCGACAGUUCAAGACGACCUUAUAAGCAUACUUAUAAGAAUGCGCCAGCAUAAGUUCAUUGUUACCGCGGAUGUUGAAAAAAUGUAUCGAAUGAUCAAUGUUACACAAUCCCAACAAUCGCUUCAACAAAUUUUAUGGCGUUUUGAGCCCUAUGAGCAAUUACAACAAUAUAAACUACAUACAGUUACCUAUGGUACUGCGUCGGCUCCUUUUCUCGCGACAAGGUGCUUGACACAGUUAGGUAUUGAAUGUCCCGAUAAGAAGGUCUCAGAAGUCAUACAACAUGACUUCUAUGUUGACGAUUUAAUCACUGGGGCAUCCUCUGAAUCGGAUCUCAUUAGUAUUUGCAAGGGUGUAAUAACUCAAUUAGAAAGUGGUCAAUUUUAUCUACGUAAAUUCAAUUCAAACAGUGCUCACAUUGUGACCGAAAUCAUCGGCCAAAGUAAUGGUGACGAAUUACUUAAUUUAUGUGACAAUGAAUAUUCAAAAACAUUAGGCUUACUCUGGUCUUCUAAAGAUGACAGCUUAUUAUUUUCAGUUAAUCUUGGCGAGAAUAACUACGUAACCAAACGUACAAUACUUUCAAUGAUGUCACAAAUUUUUGAUCCAUUAGGUCUUGUUAACCCAUGUGUACUUUUAGCAAAAACAAUUCUUCAGACGUUAUGGGCCGCAAAGAUUUCGUGGGACGAGCCUGUGCCGUCAGAAAUAUCAAACAUGUGGUCUAAAUUCGUAUCGUCAUUACGUACCAUAAACAAUAUUCGUAUCCCUCGAUGUGUCUUGAUCGACUGUCCUUUAUCAGUAGAACUUCAUACAUACAGUGAUGCAUCUACACAAGCUUACGCCGCCUGCGUUUAUUUACGUAGCGUUGACAAUAAUAAUGUAUCUGUCCAUUUAGUGGCAGCAAAAAGUAAAAUUUCGCCUUUGAAACCUGUGCUGACUGUACCGAAACUCGAAUUGGCCGGUGCGCUCUUGGCUGUACGGCUAGCAAAUAAAGUGAAAUCAGCACUCAGAAUUAAAAUAACCACUUGCACCUAUUGGUGCGACUCUACUAUAGUUCUCGGAUGGAUUCGUUCACCUAGAGCUCAUCAGCUAAAACCAUUUGUGUUUAACCGAGUCAGUGAGAUAUGCGACUCAACUGAUCCAAACAGUUGGCGCUAUGUGCCUACAAAAUGCAACCCUGCCGAUAUAGGUUCUCGCGGCGCAGACGCCAAACAAUUAGAAAAUUGCAGCUUAUGGUGGUCAGGUCCGCCCUAUUUACUUCAAGACGAACACUCUUGGCCUAAACAGCCAUUACAUUUACAAGAUACUGAUUUACCAGAGUUCAAGGUCAUAUGCAACUUAAAUGCAAGCCAUACUGAUCACACAUCAGAUUUUGCUGAGUUUAUGAAGCGGUUUUCUAAUUUCAGUAAGCUUCAACGUAUAAUCGCAUACGUUCAUCGGUUUAUUCACAACUGUCGUAACCCGCAAAACAAGCACACUGGUUACAUAAAAAUUUAUGAACUAAACUUGUCCUUGAAUUCAAUGUGCAGAUUCGUUCAGCUUGAAAGUUUUAUCUCAGAAUAUGACUUAUUAAAAAACAAAAGGCAAUUGUCUGCCAAUAAUAAAUUGCUACAAUUGAAUCCAUUUUAUAACACAAAUGAUAAACUGUUACGAGUAGGUGGCAGGCUCUGUAACUCAUUUUAUGAUUAUGACACUAAACACCCAAUUUGCUUGAUUCAAAGCAUCAUUUAGCCACUUUAAUAUUUAGACACUAUCAUACUAUGUUUUUACAUGCACCUCCGCAACUAUUACUUGCAAUAUUGCGUCACAAAUUCUGGUUUAUCAAUGGUCGUAACCUGGCGAGAAAAAUUGUUGAAAACUGCAUUAGAUGUCGUCGUUAUGCAGGCAAGAGCAUUCAACCCAUAAUGGGCAAUCUUCCUUCACCACGGCUACAUACUGACUAUGUUUUUGCUAAUACCGCGUGUGACUACGCCGGACCAAUCAUGAUACUGAACCGAAGAGGUCGAGGCAGUAGACUGAUAAAGUCGUACCUCUGCAUAUUUGUUUGUCUGGCCGUAAAAGCAGUUCACAUAGAACUUGUAACCGAUUUAAGUAGUAACACUUUCCUCUCAGCACUAGAUCGAUUCAUCGCCCGCAGAGGAAAGCCUCAAAAUAUUUUCUCAGACAGUGGGACUUGCUUCACAGGCGCAUGUAAUGAGUUGUCUAAUUUCUUAAAAUCAAACAGUAACUACAUCAGCUCAAAAGCAUCUGAGUUGUUCAUAAACUUUAAAUUUUCACCAGCAUAUAGUCCACACUUUAAUGGAUUGGCCGAGGGUUCCGUAAAAUCUGUAAAAUACCACCUAAAAAGGGUCUUAGGUUUAGCCCACUUAACAUAUGAAGAUUUAAAUUCAGUUCUCACUUCCAUCGAGGCUACCCUUAAUUCUAGGCCUCUCACCCCAUUAUCAUCCGACCCUUCAGACCUUACAGCACUCACCCCCGCUCACUUCUUAAUCGGACGAACGCUAACGAUGUUGCCUUCUCCUCAGAGCUCUGACCCUGCGGCGAUACCUACUCUCUCACGAUAUAUGAGGAUUCAACAAUUAAAAGCCCAUUUCUGGUCCCGAUAUUAUAUAGAAUAUAUUA